Scatophagus argus is the source of this 3131-nucleotide messenger RNA. It is a transcript of the gene tfcp2, whose product is annotated as transcription factor CP2. The transcript has 16 exons. Bases 425 to 1915 code for a protein of 496 amino acids. The record is from RefSeq and is a predicted model, not a curated record. Gene Ontology annotation, molecular function: RNA polymerase II cis-regulatory region sequence-specific DNA binding; DNA-binding transcription activator activity, RNA polymerase II-specific. Lineage: Eukaryota; Metazoa; Chordata; Actinopteri; Scatophagidae. Gene Ontology annotation, biological process: regulation of transcription by RNA polymerase II. Gene Ontology annotation, cellular component: nucleus.
AUAACACGAAGAAGACAAAACGGAAAUUACGGCAGCUCCUUUUCCUGGCGAUGCUAGAUAAACAAACAAAAGCAAUACAGUAUAUUAGAUAGAUUUAAAAGUCUUGGCCAAUUUCGAUGUGUUUCUAUUUAUAGAUAUGUCCAUGAGGAACAAUUCAUCCCUGUGAAUCCACAAUAAGUGAGACAAGAAAAGGUCUGGCAUCAUACUUGCUAAGUUAGCUGGCAGGCUAUGUAGUUAGCUUGUAGUGGUUGGCUCGACAUGUUAAUUUUAGUGCUGGAGUGAAGGAGCGCGACAUGAUGGCACGACACUGUUGCGGUGCUAGCGAGUAGCUCCACUUUCACCUGAAGAUUGGAAGACUGUGGGAAACAGGAAAAAUUAAAGUUUUACCCCCGACUGCUCUCCGUAAGACCUCCACAUCGUCACCAUGGCGUGGGCUCUGAAGUUGCCCCUUACGGAUGAAGUGAUUGAGUCCGGACUGGCCCAGGACUUCGAUGCCAGUCUGUCGGGCAUUGGCCAGGAGCUUGGUGCUGGGGCAUAUAGCAUGAGCGAUGUUCUUGCCCUCCCCAUCUUCAAACAGGAGGAGUCCAACCUGCCUCCAGACAGCGACAACAAGAUCCUUCCCUUUCAGUAUGUUCUGUGUGCAGCUACCUCGCCCGCUGUUAAACUGCAUGAUGAAACCCUCACCUACCUCAACCAAGGUCAGUCCUAUGAAAUUCGAAUGCUUGACAAUCGGAAAAUUGGGGAACUUCCAGAAAUCACUGGUAAAAUGGUUAAGAGCAUCAUCCGCGUGGUGUUUCAUGACCGACGACUUCAGUAUACAGAGCACCAGCAGCUGGAAGGCUGGCGCUGGAACAGGCCUGGAGAUCGCAUCCUCGACCUGGAUAUCCCCAUGUCCGUCGGCAUAAUCGACCCCAGGGCUAACCCUACUCAGCUUAACACUGUGGAGUUCCUUUGGGACCCAUCGAAAAGAACCUCAGUUUUUAUCCAGGUACACUGCAUCAGCACAGAAUUCACCAUGCGCAAGCACGGAGGAGAGAAGGGUGUGCCUUUCCGCAUCCAGAUUGACACGUUUAAAGAGAAUGAGAAUGAGGAGUACACAGAACACCUCCACUCUGCCUCCUGCCAGGUCAAAGUCUUCAAGCCCAAAGGUGCGGACAGAAAGCAGAAGACGGACAGGGAGAAGAUGGAGAAGAGAGCUCCGCAGGAGAAGGAAAAGUACCAGCCCUCCUAUGAAACCACAAUAUUGACAGAGUGCUCGCCCUGGCCUGAGGUCACGUACGUCAACAACUCUCCAUCUCCGGGCUUCAACAGCACGCACAACAGCUUCCCAGUUGCGGAAGGAAAUGGAUCACCAAACCAUCAGCCUGAGCCCGUCAUUCAGGUAGCAGAUAAUUUGUUACCCACUGCAACACCACAAGAUGCACAACAGUGGCUUCUAAGAAACCGCUUCUCUCCCUUCUGUCGACUCUUCACCAACUUCUCAGGGGCAGACCUGUUGAAGCUGACCCGGGAGGACGUCAUUCAGAUCUGUGGGCCAGCUGAUGGUAUAAGACUCUUCAAUGCACUGAAAGGACGGGUGGUGCGCCCGAGGCUGACCAUCUACGUUUGCCAGGAGUCUCAGCAGGCACGGGAACAGCAAGUGAAACAUGAAAACGGAGAUGCUGCCACCAACACUUUCUUUAUAUAUCACGCUAUUUACCUGGAGGAGCUCACAGCUGCUGAGCUGACGGAGAAGAUCGCUCAGCUGUUCAACAUCUCACCCAGGCAGAUAAAUCAGAUCUUCAAACAGGGUCCCACAGGCAUCCAUGUGCUGGUCAGUGACGAGAUGAUUCAGAAUUUCCAGGAUGAAGUAUGUUUUGUAUUGGACACAAUGAAAGAUGACACAAAUGACGGAUACCACAUCAUCUUGAAGUGAACGCUGGGCUGGAGAAAAACUGCUUGCUGUCCUCUUUAGACCCGAUCCAGUCAGCCCCUCUAGAGCUUCAUACUCCUCGCUGGAAUAUGUGGAGAUGCCCCGAGAAGCCCCUUGAGGCUGCUAGAAGGAAGAUGCGACUGAAGCACCCAGCCCUCUCCUCACUAUACCUUACUGUCUUACUUCUGAGGGAGUGACUCUCGCCACAGUGAAGUCUCCUUCGUGCCCUGCCAUUGUCUCCCUUAAAUGGUUGCAUUUUCCUCUGUCGCUUAUGUCUCAUGAAAGAGGUUAGUGGCACCACAGCUGCUAUCACUGCUUGUUUGUUAGAUGAGCAUCUGCUGUGCCAAAGUUUGUUUGUUGUCUCUUCAGAAAAAAACAAAACAAAACAAAAAAAAUCUCAACAACAUAUAAAGGAAAGAAAAAAAGAAUAAAAUCAAAAUGAUAAAAGAUACUCUGACAGUACUUGAUCUUCAGUCUGCAAUGCAGCUUGAUUUCUCAUCUUGCAAGGUUGCCUUAUGGGAUCCACUUAAACCAGUCUGCAGCGUGUUUAUUGCUAAAAAACCAUCACACAGUCCACUCAGAGGAUCACAAGAGCUAUCAAAAUCAACGAUGAGGACAAUAAGGGAAGCUGUUGUAAUCUGGCUGCUCCUCUUUCCUUGGAAAACUAACGAUGUCAGUUAUUCACUGGUUUGAACUGUUUGCUUUGUCCUGGGUCCCACACACUGUUUGCUCCUUAUAGUUGGUGUAGAGCUCGUACUGGCACUCGUGAGAUGAUGAUACGCCAUCUAUGUUGGUGAUCACAGUGGCAACACCAGCAAACUGUCUGCUCCAUGUACUCGAUCUCCCUGUCUGCUUUUUUUAAUUUUUUUUUUUUUUUAAGCAUUUCAUUAUGUCCAUUAUGUUCAUUUGUAGCCAUUUUCCCCAAAUUAUUUGUAAAUAGAUCAUUAUUUUGAGAUUUUCCAUAAGGUAUUAUGUGUUACUUUAGCAUAUAUUUUUUUAAGAUAAUCUUUUUAACAGUCUCGUCAUUAUGGUUUUUGGAUGUUAGCACUUCCGAAUACUAAUACAUGUAGUGGCCACCAUGGCUGCAUGUGAAAAGAUAUGGUUACUUCAUGUUCAGUCCAUUGUGCUGCUUACAUGGAAUUGAUAGCUUGACAUUUUAGAUAUCCAUCUUUGCCCUCAUCUCAUCAGCAUUAUUAAAAUACUUACCCAUUUACCGGUG